AUGUCGUCCAUGGCCGCCGUUCCGCAGACUGAUGAGGAGGAAAUGGAAACUUCACAGAUUUGGGGGUCAACCAAUGGAAACGAAGCAAAGGUUUCUCAUUGGUUUUCUCGCGCGAGGGCCUCCUUCAUUGUGCCCGCUGUUGGUCUCAUGGUUGUGGGUGUCUUGGCAUUGGGCGCGAUUCGCGCGAAUGUGGCCCCUCAGACUGCUCAGGACCAGGCUGGAAUUGUCCAAUUGGGCGAUUUCAAGAUCCCAACGCUUCCAGCGAAUCCGAUCGAUGAGUUGAAGAAAGACAUCAAACAACCAAUUACAAAAUUCAAAGCAGACUUGGGCAUCAAUGACUUGAGGGGGGAUCAGAUUGCACUUUGCGUCGUCAAUCUCAACUUGGGAAUCUGGAAGGUGAUUCAGGUGGGAGCACUCAUCACCAAAACGGUGGACAAUUGUGCAUAUCAAACCACCAAUAUCGACAAGAAAAUUGCAUGCAAUAUCAAUCUUGCUGCGAUCAUAGCCUCAUACGAAACAACGGUCGUGGAAGGUGGAGUGAGAACCUAUGAUGCUGCAGAACGCCGACUUCUUUCGAAUUCAUCCUUUGCUAACAGCUCUGCUGACAGAGAACUCUCCGCAGUGGUGGUUCCCGACCCCCCCGCCGCUCCGAUUGCAAAAUUGUUUUGCGCAUGGAAUGUUGCUGAGAGUUUCUGGUUCUUUGCUCGUAUUCCCCCAUUGGCCGACAUCGCACGCAGACGUUGCCCGGCAGGGAGGACCGCAAGGAGCAAGGCUGCUUGUUCCGAGGUGAUCAAUAACAUCCUCACCAUGACAUUCAACGGGGUCAAGUUGAUCGCUGCAGCCACAACCAAUUGUGUGGAAGGCACAAACGUGGCUGCUGGAUGUGCUGCUGGCAGUCUGAAUUUCAUGUCAGGAAUCACCGGGAUAAGCUGGGUGGCCUCGGCCUUCGCAAACGGUGCAUGCACAGAUUUGGAUGUAAAGAGGAAAGCUGCCACGGAGGUACGCAUCAAUAGAAAGAUUCACAAGAUUAACCUCAUCAAGAACGACACGCUGCGGCGCUUGCUACGAGAGAAGAAACUCGUAGGCCCCGCCAUCGCACAAGCUCACCAGAUGAUUGCUCAAGAAGAGGAGGACACACGCAACAAUGCCACCACAGAAGAACUUGUCCGCCAUCUUAUGCAACAGAUGAAUCCACAAGAAACCGAGACAGGUUUUGAAGAUGAUCCCUAUGAACUUGUAUUGUCACACCUCCAGAGCUUGAAGGCACCCAGUGAGGCAGAGUGGCAGCAGAUGAUGGCAAAGCUGGGCACCAUUCAGGUCGAACAAAGCUCACAGAGGAAUGUUGAAGAGGCUUCUUUUGAUACUCCAAUCAGGCACAGCAUGGUGCAGCAUGGCACGGCAGCGCGAAACCAAUGGCUCAGCUCCAGCUGUUUGUUGUCCUUGUCGUUGGCCUUGUCCUGUCGCAGGUCUGCGGGCUACCUUUGGCUGAUCAUCGCAGUGGGACCUGUUGCGCUGACCAUUGAUCUGAUCAAGGCAGAUAAAACGCUGGACAAGGAGCAGUUGGAAGCACAAGCUGCAGGUUGCUUCUUUAUGUCGACUCUUCCUUGUGCUUUGGCCAGAUUGGGAGAGGAACAAUGUCUGCAGUCUUUCCGACUUUCUGGCUGCAAGUUGAACAGUGGCCCAGAGUACGCCCUCCAUGCCUACAUCAAGGCAGAAUCCGAUUGCGUGAUCAAGCCCAGUCGCAGCAGGAUCCUGUUGAUGGACCUGCGACUGCGACUGCGACUGCUGCCACUGCAUCCGCAGAACCUACUUUGGUUCUUUGACUUCUCCAGCUUUGGCAUGCUCCCAAUGGCAGCCUCAUCUGGGUUCUCUGCCCCUUCAGCUGCUGCCUUCAUCUUGUCUUUCAAGCUCAUCUGGCCUAACUUUUCCAAGCUGGCCUUGCUGAGCUUUGAAGCCUUUCCAGGCUUGCUAGCCUUUCCAGGCUUGCUGGAAGAAGCCUUUGGCUUUUCCAAGCCCUUUGCCUUCAUGCUUGUCAUUGCCUUUUUUGGUGCCAUUGCUAGCAAGCCUGGAAAGGCUUCAAAGCUCAGCAAGGCCAGCUUGGAAAAGUUAGGCCAGAUGAGCUUGAAAGACAAGAUGAAGGCAGCAGCUGAAGGGGCAGAGAACCCAGAUGAGGCUGCCAUUGAGAGCAUGCCAAAGCUGGAGAAGUCAAAGGGGAAAGGCAAGGGUUUCAAAGGCAACCAGAAGGGCAAGCUCGUCCGCAGCCAGCUGACCCUUCAGCAAAGGCACUUCAGCUGCAAGGUGUUGCACAACGCCGAGCAUGUUUCUGCUGAUCGAGCUCACUUGGGGUGGCACCCGAAGUUGUUGAAAGGGACCUUGGAGUCGGACGGGGUUGACCGAUUGAUGAAUCAGCUUCUUCAGACGGUUGCCUCAGCAGAUUCAGCAGUUUCAAGUGAUUUGCCACCAGUUCCGGAAGAUGACGAAGAUGAUUGGAAUAUUCGGCCGGGGAUUUUUGAUGGAGAAGAGGGGAAAGAAGAAGAUGCAGAAGUAGAUGCCAUCGAAGAGAUUUCACAAUCUAGGAUCUGCAGGACCGAUUGCAACGGCCCUAGCUCCUGGCGCGAUGGUUUGGCCGAAUCUCAAGCAGGCCUGCUGGAUGCGUUUGUUCAGAUCCAGGAUUUUAUCCAGAGCGUACAUGCAAUGUACAACGGAGAGGGAUUUGCCAGCAAUGGACACCCCCGGGUUUUGCUUAGGCAAGUUCAAGUUCCUUGGCCUUGGCGUCACAUCGCGCGCACUGGCAUUUGGCAGGGUUUUGUCACCAAAAGCCUGGAACAGCUGGCUUUGGCGCCGGUCUGGGAGCACCUCGUUUGGCAUUGCGUUGAUCCAGUUUUAGCCCAGGGGCGACCAGAGCCCCCAUUGGAUGAGGUUUUGGGUGGCCGCCAGAUUGCAGCCGCGCCCGUGCUGCGUGUUGGCACACACGUCCCGAUGCGGGCAUGUGUGCGGGAGGUUGUGAUUUUCCUUUUUGUUUGGGCUAUGGUGUCCUGUUGCGCUGCACGGGCUCUUGUGGGCUCUUGCUGGGUGACGGAGGUAGCGGAUUCCCUGAACACCAAUCAGGAAAACCCUUCGGCUUAA
Cladocopium goreaui is the source of this 3126-nucleotide messenger RNA. The record is from the annotation of a GenBank genome assembly. NCBI's taxonomy places the organism in Eukaryota, Dinophyceae, Suessiales, Symbiodiniaceae.